AUGGGGGCUCUUCGAAUUGCCCCCGUCACGGACCAGGAAAAGCCCACCCCCGUGUCUCUCGUUCCAGUGGUGGACCUGGUUUCUGCAGACCUGGAGGAGGUCGCCCAGAAAUGUGGCUUGUCGUAUAAGGCCCUGGUAGCUGUGAGGCGGGUGCUGUUGGCCCAGUUCUCGGCGAUCCCCAUCAAUGGCGCGGAUCUCUACGAGGACCUGAAGACCUCCACCGCUAUCCUGUCCACCGGCUGUGCGAGCCUGGACAAACUGCUUGACGGGGGUCUCUACACUGGAGAAGUGGCAGAAUUCGUUGGAAGCCCCAGUAGCGGCAAAACCCAGGUAUGUCUCUGUGUGGCUGCAAACGUGGCCCACAGCUUGCAGCAGAAUGUGCUAUACGUCGAUUCCAGUGGGGGGCUGACAGCCUCCCGCCUCCUCCAGCUGCUUCAGGCCCGAACCCAGGAAGAGGAGGAACAGGCAGGAGCUCUGCAGAGGAUCCAGGUGGUGCAUGUGUUUGACAUCUUCCGGCUGCUGCAUGUGCUGCAGGACCUCCGAGGAGGCAUGGGGGCCCAGCAGGUGAUCAGUUCUGGGACUCUGAAGGUGGUGGUGGUAGACUCAGUCACCGCGGUCAUUUCUCCACUUCUGGGAGGUCAGCAGAGGGAAGGCCUGGCCUUGAUGAUGCAGUUGGCCCGAGAGCUGAAGAUGCUGGCCCGGGACCUCGGUGUGGCAGUAGUGGUGACCAACCAGGUGACCCGAGAAAGGGACAGUGGGAAGCUCAGACCUGCCCUGGGACGCUCCUGGAGCUUCGUGCCCAACACCCGGGUCCUCCUGGAGGUGGACGAGGGAGCAGGCCAAGCAGGUGGCCAGCGCGUGGCCUGCCUGAGCAAGUCUCCCCGCCAGCCAACAGGAAUCCGAGAGAUGGUGGACAUCGGGGCUUGGGGGCCUCCAGAACAGAGCCCAGUGCUCCAGGGGGAUCAGACAUGAUUGGUGUUGUUGAUUGGAAAAGCAGGGGGUCAUAUAGGCCCCUGCUUCCUUACCCAUUUAGGCAUGGGUUCACUGCUACCCGCAGUUGGGUGCACAGC
This is a messenger RNA of Echinops telfairi (small Madagascar hedgehog), 1070 nucleotides long. RefSeq names its product RAD51 paralog D (gene RAD51D). The transcript is spliced from 10 exons. Bases 1 to 972 code for a protein of 323 amino acids. NCBI's taxonomy places the organism in Eukaryota, Metazoa, Chordata, Mammalia, Afrosoricida, Tenrecidae. Gene Ontology annotation, molecular function: ATP hydrolysis activity; single-stranded DNA binding; four-way junction DNA binding. The record is from RefSeq and is a predicted model, not a curated record. Gene Ontology annotation, biological process: DNA strand invasion; reciprocal meiotic recombination; double-strand break repair via homologous recombination. Gene Ontology annotation, cellular component: replication fork; centrosome; Rad51B-Rad51C-Rad51D-XRCC2 complex.